CUGAUGAGAGGGAGAGUCGAACCACCUAAAUCUGUAGGCAGACAAAAGGCGGAAUAAUUGCUACUUUUGUGCUCAACAUUAUCCAAAUGUUGUGUGACUUAAUGUGUGAGUCAGAAAGGGUAGGAGACAAAGAGAAUGUGUUUGUGUAAAUGUAAUAUUGUAUGUACCAGUGCCACAGAUGUGCACUGUAAAGCUACAUUAUGGUUGAUGAAAGAACGCGGUGCUAUGUUUGCACAUUUCUCUUUCCUCUUGUUUUCAUUUGUAUGCUCACUCAUAUUUGUGUGGUGUGUGGGUGCAUGUGCAUGCGUGUGUCUACAGACAGAGGAUGGAGAAGAGGAGAGCCCGCUGGAGACCUCGACCUCUUUGGAGCUGGAGUUUGUGGAGGAUCCCAAUUUUAAAAACAAGGUCAACUACUCCUCCAGUGCGGUCCAGAUUCCUACAGACAUAUACAAAGGCUCCCCAGUCAUCCUAAAUGAGUUAAAUUGGACCCAGGCCCUGGAAAGGGUCUUCAUUGAAAACCGUCGGGAGGACAGCUCUCUGCGCUGGCAGGUGUUUGGCAGUGCCACAGGAGUGACUCGAUACUACCCAGCCACACCAUGGAGAGCACCCAACAAGAUUGACCUGUAUGAUGUCCGCAGAAGACCAUGCUUGUCCCCCCCAGUUCUCACCCCUCAGACCACUAGGGGCAUGGCCCAACACUUCCUCAGUAAACCUGACCCCGGAUAUUUUGAAUCACUGCUGCCAAACAGUUUUGAGUCUGAAGGACAUGUAUUCAUUGCUCCCAGGGAAUACUGCAAUGAACUGGAACUAUCCAACAACAACACCGAGUUCCUGCUCAACUUCAUUGCUCUCAUGGAGAAGGUGACACCGGACUCCAAACAAUGCGACAAUUUGCUUCUUCAUAACCUGAUUCUGGACACUGGCAUCAUACGGCAGCUGGUCGAUAAAGUGUGGAAGAAUAAAGACUUGAACACAUAUGGCUUUCUGGCCGUGUUUGCUACCACAGAUGGAGGAGUUACAAGAGUGUUUCCGAACAAGGCUGCAGAAACCUGGGAGGAAAACCCUGAGCCGUUUAAUGCCAGCUAUUACCGCCGCAGUCUUGACAACAAGGGCUACAUUUUCCGAGCGCCUUAUCGUACAGCCAGAGAUGAGCUGCUGAAUCCAGAGAACGACACUAUAGGGAUCCUGGUCAGCACAGCUGUGGACAUCACAAUAGGAGGGAAGACCAUCAAACCCGCAGUGGUCGGAGUGAAACUGGAUCUUGAAGCCUGGGUGGAUAAGUUUAAGAUUCUUGCCAGUAACCAUACAGACAGUCGCCAAGGCUCAAACACGUGUGGACCAAACAGAGGCUGUGAAAUGGACUGCGAAGCCAACAGUGAUGAUCUCCUGUGCUAUUUAAUAGAUGAUGGUGCUUUCCUAAUCAUGUCUAAUCAGAAGGAAGACUGGAACAAGGUGGGCAUGUUCUUCAGUGAUGUUGACCCGUAUCUGAUGCACGCGCUCUACAACAAUUCUUUCUACAACCGCAAGCAGUCAUUCGACUACCAGUCAGUGUGUGAACGGAUGCCUAACAGCGAAGCUGGAGCUGCACGCAGAGGGGUGUUUGUGCCCACAAUUGCAGAUUUUUUAAACCUGGCUUGGUGGACAUCAGCAGCUGCAUGGUCUUUGUUCCAACAGUUUAUUUAUGGACUGGCUUAUCACAGUUGGUUUGUCAGAGAUGAGGUGGAUGCAGAUGGAAUCGACUCCAAAGAGCGGAGUUGUGUAAUGAUCCAGACCCAGUACUACUUAAGUAAUCUCAGCAGCUCCUACAACAUACUCCAAGACUGUGGCAACUGCUCCAGGCUGAUUCACGCCAAGAGGAUAAACAACACCAACUUGCUGUUUGUGGUGGCAGAGAAAAUGCCAUGCAACACCUGCGAGAUAGAGAAGCUGUCCCAGGAGGAGGAGGAGUUCAAGGAGGAAAAUCCAUGUGAAGAAAUGGCUGUUGCACGCUAUCGAAAAGGACCCUCUACCUGCUUUGACAACAACAUAUCUGAGAACACGUCGGACUGCGGGCGAGGCCACUCCUUCCGUCCGUCCUUCUACAACUUACUGCUCAUUCAGCUGCUGCUGCUUUAUCCCGCCGUCAGCCCCCACGUUCAGUCUCUACUACAUUAAUUUAAUUUUCCUCCACUUGUCCUCCCUCUAGCCCUCCCGAGCUUCUCUCCUGUCCUAAAUCCCCCUCCGUGCCCACCCCACCUUUGAGCCCCCCCACCCCCACUGAUAUAGUCAUAGGUACUUCCCAUCACGGCAAGUUGGAAGCCCUGAGUGCCGCGUUAUCCAGCCCGCUUCAGUUUGUGUCGCUUAGUGACAACUGCCGGACAUUUAUGUUCUCAGCCAGUUAACCUUCAUCAGCAGAAAGAGAGGGUGGUGCCGGACCACCUGGAUCAUCAGAGGCAACGUCAGAAAAGAAAAGACAACCUCCCCACCACCUCCACCUCCCAGAGAAGGAAAGAGGGAAAAGGACAGAUCAAUGUCCUCGUCACAGACCUCCCGCCACACACGAACUGGAGAGUUGAGGGUGUCUGUCUGUCAGACAGACAGUGGGGGACUUCUCCUCCUUCUCCCUCCUUCAUCUCAGAGUCUCGCCACUCCGUCAUUCGCCUUUGGCAAGACGCUGUGGACCAUUAAGCCAGUUAUUGCCACCAUAAAAGAAAAUAACAGAAAAAAAGAACUGUCAUGUAUACAAACGUCAAGUAUUAACUGCUGAAGUGAUGAGUAUUCCAAACAUAUAUUUAGGUUUUAAUUUGAAACGGAAGUCGUUAGGUGUUAACUUAAAAAUAAUUAAUUUAUGCACUAUAUCUACUUGCCAAAAUGAGAUAGACUUUCAUGUGGUCUUAUUUUUAUAGCCAAAACAUGACGAGGAAAUGGCUUCUGAUUUAGAUUUAGGAUAAACCACGAGAAGAAGAGGAGACACUCAGAAACUGAAUGCUGAUACAUUUUUGUGCAGCUCCUGUUUUCAAACUUAAUUAUUAGAUUGAUGCUUUUAAAAGACGUCCUUUGGGGAUUAUUGUAAUUACAUGAUGGUAAUCGCAUUUCUUGAAGUAUUUCUCCUUAUAUUUAGUAUUUAAGGCCAGUGCUAUCUGGCUUACACUCUCGUGACAGCUGUAAAAUAGUAAUCAGUGUUCAGUUCCUGCAGAUGUGGAGAUCGGGAGCAUUGUUGAUGUCGUGUAGUAUUCUCCUUUACGAUCAACUGACCAUUCUGACCUCUGGUUUAGACUGAUGUAUUUAAAAAAAAAAAAAAAAGAAAGAAAAGAAAAGAAACAUCCCUGUGCUCUCUGAUGCGAAAGCUCACCUCUGCCAAUCCUCAUGAGGCUUCUCCAGUAACCUCUACUAAUGUUCCUAAUCACUAUUUGUAUAUGUGCUUUACUUCUGUUCGCACAACAGACACACUUAAGAUCUCUGCCUCAUGACCGUCUCAUAGUAGUUUCAGGUGGGUUUUUGUUUUGGGCAAAUCAUUUUUAAAUUUCCUUUAGACUUGUAUUACCUUCAACUGAUGCUGUUCAAUCUUCAAACCUUUCGCUGCUGGGGGAUAGGGGCUUAUCAACAUUUCCAACUAAAGUGCAGAAGAGGCCACUAAAUAUGGUGAUCACGUGCAGUAGUAGUCUGGUUGUAAUCUGUCACAGUUCGUCAUUUGAUCAUUGCGAUGUGUGAAAAGUCAUUUAGACUCCCAUGUUUAGGAGCCGCUCUGUUUCAUAGUGCCUUGAUGCACUUUGUUUUGGAACGUAUCGGCUGUAUAAGAGUAGAGCUACUGUAUAGUACCUUUAUAAAGCAGCCAUCUUUGAGGCUCAGGACAACACAUGAGCCUGUGAGACUGAAUCUGUUAGAGAAGCUAUAGAAAUAGCUUCACUCAGAGCCGUCGCACCGACUGACUCAAGCAUAAUGUAUUUGCCCUCCAGAGCCGCCUGACUGCCAUCAUAUGGAGUUACUAUACUGUUCCUUUACAAAGCCAUGUAGAGAACUACGAUACACUAUCAGUAGUAUACAGCGACUUAGAGAGUUUUUAGGGCCACCUGACUGCUAUAGUUCUGCCUGAAUCGUAUGUGCGUUUGUGUUUGUGUGUGUGGAUGCGUGUUGAUUUGCAUUAAAAACCCUCAAAGGGAAUGUCUUUUCAAUGAGUUGUGGAGUGUAUGAGGGAUGACAGUUGUGGUAGCAUAGCUGUUUUUUCCUGUUUGUAUGUUGCAACGGACAAAAUCCAGUGUUGUGGAGAAAAAAGGGAUUUUACUGAAACAAAAAAACAAUUCCAUAUUUGACCAUCAGUCUGCUUAUAUAUAUUAAUCUGAGGGAGCAGCGCAGCCCCCUUUGAUUCAGAGGUCUGAAAGAAUGUGUAGUUCAUCAGUGUUUUCUGUUUUAAAUGCAACAUAGUUAACAAAGCCUCUCUAAAUGCCUUAGUGUUACACAGUACGGAGCUCUAAUAGUGUACGUUCUCCCCUCCUCAUGUACACUCUUUCUCACACACACACACACACAUAGAUCCUUCAAAAUAUUCAGUCCCCUGGGUUCUCUUAGUGUUCUGCAGUAAGUAUAGUGAGCUCUAAUUUUGUAUUUUUACGUCUUGGAAUGAUUAGUUAUUGAUUGAUGCCUGUUCGAUUAAAUGCUUGAAAGAGGUGGGAGAUUUUUAAGUUUCAAAGGCCUCCGACCUUAGAUGUUCACACCCACCCAAACCUCACUGUAUCGCUCAGGUGGGAAUAUUCAAGCAAUGAUUUGAGAACCUUAACAACACACUCUGUACAGUUGUUGGUACUAUUUGGUGUGACAAACAUGCUGGCACAGUAACUGCAGCGCUGCUCCGAACAAAUCUGACUCACUUCAAAAAAAAAAAAAAAAAACUUGAGUCUUGUCUGUGAAACUAAUUGAAAAAAAGGAGCAGUGAGGAGUAUUUGUGGCAUCUGAAUACUGAAUACUCCCCCCUACGAGCCUACUGUGGCCACAAAAGAUGCGAAAAGCCCUCUCUAUAGCCAAUGUUCGGUUUUGUCCGUUCUGGGCUACUGUAGAAACAUUGCAGGCGCCAUGAAAGAGGACCCGCUCUCUAUGUUGACAUGAAGGGCUCAUUCAAAGGUAACAAAAACACAAUGAUUCUUGUUUUUGGGAGAUCAUACACUUAAUGAAAAGAAAUUAUACUCCACAACUGCUGAUAGAUCCCUCAAAAUCCUACACACUGGUCCUUUAAAAAGUGUAUUUCAAAUUUGGCUCUUUUUGGCAUUCGGUGCGGGAUGCAGUUUUACUUUUCUGGCAUCAGUUUGUCUCUGUCGUGUGCCAUUAAUUCUGUCCGUUUCCACUGUCUGUAAAUGAACGCUACACGUGCCUGUGGAAAUGUACCCCCUGCAACUUCCUCUCUUCUCCUGGCUCUGUCUGACACGCAAAUAUGUAGGCCACCAGUAUGUGCACGCAGACCUGAACUGAGACAUCAUGCACACACAUACACACACACACACAUAUAUAUAUAUAUAUAUAUAUAUAUACAUAUAUAUAGAAGCAAACAUGUAAUGAUAUCUAUUCAUGCCCAGCUGGGACAUGUCAAGCACUAGGCAGAAGUAAAGCCAAGGACAUCUCUUCCCAGGUGUUUUUUUUUGUGAGCGGGCGGGAUGUCAGAGGCAAGCUCAGGGAGUGGGUCUCCACAGAGCAGCACAGGCCUGUCAAACUGAAGGUCAUGGAGGAAUCAUGUAGUGACAUCUGUGUGUGCAUCCCGACGGGAAAAGUCUUCUGAAAAAGGGACACACAUCUGAUUUAUGUGAUUUGACAAAUUAACUUUUGCCAAAAAAUAAAUGAAUAAAAAAAUAGAAGAAAAAAUAGAAAAUUGGACCAGCUUGGGAUGAAAGGGAGAUGUCCGCCUUUUUUGGACACAAACCCUAGAAUAUGUUGUUGGGGGAAAUGGUGUUCAUGAAGCCCCCUCCCGAGCCCUCGCUGAAUCUGUGUUGGUGCGUCUCUGUGGGAAAGACACGUGUGUAUGUGAUUCUGUAGUCUGUAGUCUGGUGCUAUGUGACCAUGUUUGACAAGUGUGUGAAAAAAAUAACAGCAACAUUUAGAUUUAAAAAAAAAAGUAAAAUCAGUCGAAUUUUGAGUGAAGUAAAAAAUAAAUAUAGGAAUACAGCACUGUUGAUAAGUUUGAGAUCUGAAGUCAAAAUGUUUAAUUUUUUUUUCUUUUUCUUGUGCGUGUGUGAGUGUGAAUGUUUGGUUGC
Molecule: messenger RNA, 6215 nt
Organism: Scomber scombrus (Atlantic mackerel)
Lineage: Eukaryota; Metazoa; Chordata; Actinopteri; Scombriformes; Scombridae
Gene: cacna2d2a
Product: calcium channel, voltage-dependent, alpha 2/delta subunit 2a
Exons: 20
Coding region: 136-2154 (672 amino acids)
Cellular component (GO): voltage-gated calcium channel complex
Molecular function (GO): voltage-gated calcium channel activity
Source: RefSeq, a predicted model, not a curated record